GACAAGGGGUCCACCGAGACACUCGGUCAAUCCUGGCGUACGGAACAAAACUAUAACUGAACUGCUACUUCAAGUCUGCUUGAAACCCAUUAAUCGUGAUUAAUUGAUCAAUAUCAAGCCAAGAAAUCAGCGGACAAGGACGGUAAACCGCUUUACGCUAGCCGACAAAGUAGUACUUUUGAGAGUGAAGGCUUUUGCUUGUCAGUGUAGUUAUGCCAAAACGGUGACUUAUGCAGAGCAAAAGUGACAGCAUAAAUAUUCCCUCGACAACCAGGAGAAAUGCUUUACUGUGGUGAUACUGUGGCCCAAGCCGUUAGACACUUGAGGGCAGUGUUAGUCAGCCAAGACCAUGGAUGUUGCAAGGUUAGCGCACGCUCAAGGUCAUGGAACAAGGACAAUAACAUGGAUCUUCAGGCAGUGGCGUGGAGGAUCACCGUAUGGUACAGGUUGUCCUAUAUACUUCCUUGGAGGAUGCUACCAUAAUGAGAGGCUGAUUAAUCAGGACACAGAAGUCAUUCAGUAUACCAGACAAAAAGUUCUCUAGAUAACAACAAACCAACAAAGAUGUUUCGAGUUCGCCUGAGGUGGAUGUUUGCUCUAAGCAUGGCACAUGUAUUUUCUAAUUUUAACUCGGCCGAUAAAGGACCGUUUCACAACUUGUCAACCUAUCAGAUGGAUUGUAACAACACAACAGUCAAUGAAGUGGACGAAGACAUGAAAGAGGAGUUAUCAUUGGUCAGCAAGGUUUUUUAUGGAAUAAUUAUCUCCAUAAUGAUCAUAGUCUGUAUAACAGGAAAUAUCUUGACUUUGCUGUCGUAUGCUCAAGACCGUAAACUACGUACAGUGCACAACACUUAUCUUAUAAGCCUGGCUGCCUCUGACCUGCUCGUUGGCUGUGUCAGUAUGCCCUUUUAUGCUGUCUACACACUCAUGAGCUACAGCUGGCCGUUUGGGGUGACUUUCUGCAAAGUUUUCAUGUCCAUAGACUUUCUGGCGUGUUUGGAAUCUGUGUUUGUCAUAAUGCUAGUGAGCUACGAUCGCUGUAUGCUGCUAGUGCAAGGAGCCUCGUACACUUCUAAGCAGACAAUGAGAGCUGCAAAAGUUCGCAUAUUUCUGUCUUGGACCGUAUCUUUCCUGGCGUAUGUACCAGCUAUUGCUUUCUGGGAUGUGGUCCGUGGUUUUAGCGUCGUGGAAGAGGGAGAUUGUGACGUGGAAUUUUACGAAGACUUUAGUUUCAUCAUGGUCACUUCCGCAAUAGAAUUUUUUAUGCCACUCAUCAUCAUUGCUUGUCUUAACAUUUACCUGUACAGCCUUAUACUGAAGCGCUCUCGGAGAACAACUGGUCAAAAGUUACCACAGAGCUUCAACGUGCGGUACAAGAAGGAUCAGUUACAGGCGUGGGUCUCGGACAACGUCGUAGCACAUGAGAUACCAUCUCGUCACGGAUCCAAGGACAAUGCAAAGUACAUCAAUGUUAUCAAACGCGAGAGAAAAGCUGCGCGUUCUUUGGCAGUUUUGGUGGGCGCGUUCACGGCAUGUUGGAUGCCGUAUACUAUUUGUACUGUGAUCAUAGCCUUCUGUGAUCAGUGUGUUCACAAAGACGUUUACGAGGCCUUCAACUGGCUGCUGUGGGCGAACGCUUCCCUGAACCCUUUCCUUUACGCCUUCACCAACAAGCAGUUCCGCCUAAACUAUUUCUGUAUUUUAAGACUUGACAGACUGCGCAGAUCAAGUGAAGGUAAAAUUACACCCCGGAAAAACAACUCGCUUGAAUCUACCUCAUUAAAUAAGAGCGACUUGGUUACAAACAUUAGAGCUGAACAUCAGCUCUAAUGAAUUAACUUAUAGUGCAUGCACGUAAAUG
Liolophura sinensis is the source of this 1864-nucleotide messenger RNA. Its product is annotated as histamine H3 receptor-like. Lineage: Eukaryota; Metazoa; Mollusca; Polyplacophora; Chitonida; Chitonidae. Gene Ontology annotation, cellular component: plasma membrane; synapse; dendrite. Gene Ontology annotation, molecular function: G protein-coupled serotonin receptor activity; G protein-coupled acetylcholine receptor activity. Gene Ontology annotation, biological process: adenylate cyclase-inhibiting G protein-coupled acetylcholine receptor signaling pathway; G protein-coupled receptor signaling pathway, coupled to cyclic nucleotide second messenger; chemical synaptic transmission. The transcript is spliced from 3 exons. Bases 565 to 1833 code for a protein of 422 amino acids. The record is from RefSeq and is a predicted model, not a curated record.